Molecule: messenger RNA, 540 nt
Organism: Cylicostephanus goldi
Lineage: Eukaryota; Metazoa; Nematoda; Chromadorea; Rhabditida; Strongylidae
Source: the annotation of a GenBank genome assembly
UCUACUACCUACUUUGAGGUUUAUGUAGUCGGGAAAGCGAGUUGCGUCGCUCCCAUGUACACUCUUUCAGCUGGACUAUGGGAAAGAUUUUUCAAGAAGAGAGAUUAUUACGUUGUAAUCGUGGGUUUAGACAACGUUGGGAAAACGACAUUUCUGGAACAAAUCAAGUCUCACUUUGUGCAUGGUUAUGGUGCUUUGAAUCCUGCGAGAAUCACCAGCACUGUUGGCUUGAAUAUCGGGAAAGUGGAAAUCAAUAACACUUGCCUAAACUUCUGGGACUUGGGUGGACAAGAAGAUCUUCGAACGCUGUGGAGCAGCUAUUACGAUGAAGCCAAUGCUAUGAUCUUUGUGGUCGAUGCUACAAAACGGGAACUGUUUGCAGAAGUGUCCAGUGUUUUCAGGGAAGUGAUCUCAAAUGAAUACGUGCAACGGAUGCCGAUACUUGUAGCGGUCAAUAAAAGUGAAAUUGAAGGUUCAGCUGAAGCUGCAGAGGUAAUGCAUUCAAGUUUCUCUUUACUGUUUCUCAAUCUAAAUGGAUGA